AUGUAUUGAAGUUUAAUGGCUUGGUGUGUCGUUUCUCUUUCUUUACCUUCGUCUGCAACUAGAAAUGGAAGAAUCCCUUCAAUUUUGACCACCCAAUUGAAACUUUCGACUUCCGGGUCUUGCAUUUCUCAAUCGAACACUAACCAAGUGGAGCAGCCAAAUCCCAAACCCAAACCCAAAGCCCUGAGUUAAGGUUUGUUAACCCAAAUCAAAAGAAUGCUUCUCUUGAAUCUUGAUCUUCUUCUUCUACAGCACCAUCGAUUCCUGUCUCUUUGAAAGGUUUUAAGCGUUUCUGGUGUUAAGAUCCUCUAAUGGUUGUUGUACAGGCCACCAAGCUUAGCCUCCCUAACCCUUCUCUCUCGUCCCCUCAUAUCACUUCCUUUCUCUUUGAACCCCAUUCCCUUUCUCUUGCUCUAAUGCACUCUGAUUCUUCUUUCUCUCUCUACCCUUCAUUUUCCCCUUUCUUUCUCUCCUCCCUUCCGGCCCCUCAACUGGUUGUGCCUUCUCCCUCUUCUUCUGCGGCCUUCGUUGUCCUUCGGAAUUCUGAUUCCAACUCUGAUUCUAAAGUUCUGUUUGUGGUCUCUGGCCCCCAUCAGGGCGGCUCUCGAAUUCUCCUCCGGUUUUAUGUUUUGGAGACUUGUAAUUUGUUCAGGAGAGUUCGAGUUGUUUGCACGCAGAAGGAUCUUCGAUCUGAUGAUAAAUUGGGUGUUUUGGUUAAUUUGAGACAUGGGCUUUCGGUUCGUUUAGCUGGGUCGGUCAAUUUCUUCGCCAUGUACUCUAUUUCGAGCUCCAAGAUAUGGGUUUUUGCGGUGAAGAUGGUGGCCGGCGGUGAUGGUAGGGAUGAUGUGAUGGAUUUGAAAUUGAUGAGGUGUGCUGUGAUUGACUGCUGCAAACCCAUUUGGUCGAUUAGCAUUUCUUUUGGGUAUUUGCUUUUGGGGGAAGAUAAUGGAGUUAGGGUUCUUAAUUUGAGGCCUUUUGUGAGAGGGCGCGGUCGAAAAGUUAGAAAUCUGAAUGCCAAACGUGAAGUUCAGAAGUCAUUUUUGCCUCAUGGAGAAGUUUAUGGAACUUCUGGUGGUACCGACUUGAAUGGUGGUUCCCUUUUUGUUGGCAACAAUGGACUCAACGAACAUGCCAGUAAAAGUGAUGAUGCUCAAAGUUCAGCGAUUUGCAAUGGAUCCUUGGAUGGGAAGUUGGACAAACAUUUUGAUUCUGUGAGAGCAAGAUCUGUAAAAUUGAGACAAGAUUCGAGCGAAGGAGGACUAUAUUUUGUGGCGCUGAAGGGCAGAGGAAUUGAAGAUCUGAGAUCUGCAAAAAUGAUGCCAUUAAAGGCAUUAUCAAUUCAAGCACUUUCUCCCAGGAAAAUCUUAAUCCUGGACUCUGUUGGUGAUUUACAUCUGUUGCACCUUGCUAGUAGUGCUAAUGGAUCAGAUUUUUCGUACAAUAUUCGACCAUUGCCUCAUCUAAUGAAAGUUCAAACGCUGACCAGCGUUCCUGAUACAUCCAUAAGGAAUCAAACUGUCUGGCUAUCUGACAAGCAACAUUCAGUUCAUAUGAUGAUGAUACCUGAUGUUGAUUCUGAUGUCCCUGAAAAUAGGGGAAAUGAGAGCGAGGAAGUCCCGAUGAAAAAAAUAUCAGAUAUGCAAGUUAUAUUUGCUGGUGAAAAGAUUCAAGAUAUAACAUCCUUGAGCACGAAUGCUGUUUUAAUUCUUGGACAAGGUAAUUUCUUGUUAUUCGUAUCGAAAUUCCUGCAAACACUUUGUUGUUGUAUGUGAAAAAAUUGAUCUAUGCUGCAUGCUAUCAUUGCUUGUGUUUUAAAGAUUAUGUUGCAAAUGGAACUACCCUGCCUGCUAUUUUGAGUGCCUGUAGUGUUUGAUUGGCUGCCAAACACCAUUUUAUUUUUUAAAGUACUUUCUGGAUAUUCGAAAAAGGAUCCCAAAUGCACUACUAAUUUGGAUUUGGUCUAAUCAAUAUAGAGAGACUUUUAUCCAGUUUAACCAUGGGUUGUAGGUUCAAAACGUGGAGGCUCGGGGACAUGAGAAACUUUGUGCGCAUCCUAGUUACGUCAUGUAUGUUUUUAGGGUCAACUGGUAGUUCCCUUUUGCCUUUUCUAAUCCAAUGAUCAAUCAAAGGUUGGAGAGCUUUCUUUCAGGGCUACUAUUAUAUUUCUCUAAUUGUAA
Messenger RNA from Cucurbita pepo subsp. pepo (vegetable marrow), 2177 nucleotides. The record is from RefSeq and is a predicted model, not a curated record. Lineage: Eukaryota; Viridiplantae; Streptophyta; Magnoliopsida; Cucurbitales; Cucurbitaceae.